Molecule: messenger RNA, 2696 nt
Organism: Pleuronectes platessa (European plaice)
Lineage: Eukaryota; Metazoa; Chordata; Actinopteri; Pleuronectiformes; Pleuronectidae
Exons: 4
Coding region: 62-2653 (863 amino acids)
Molecular function (GO): 3'-5'-RNA exonuclease activity
Source: RefSeq, a predicted model, not a curated record
CUCACUGUUCGUGCGCCUCUGCCACGAUAGGAGCCAGGGUGUUGUGUAGCCUGUGGAGAGAAUGGAGGAUUUGGGCAGUGACUCGUUUUCGUGGACGACACAGAAGAACCCAGUGGAGGAGUGCGAAAGUUACUCUCUGUUGGGAAACGAACUUGUAGCUGAAGCUAAUCUGAGAGAUGAGUACUAUUGGAAGCUUGUUGCAGAUUUCAUCGGGCCUCAGACGGGGGAAGGGCUGGAGCUUGAACAGACGAAAUGCAAGAACAGACUUCUGAUGCAAGUGGGAAUCAUGAGAGAGGAAAAUAAUUUCCCGUGGCUUGCCGUUGUGAGUUGGCUGAAACACAUUUUCCCCCGGCACUAUGCUGCCGACUUCCGUCGAUUAAUUGAAAGAGGCAUCGCGACGACGUUGAGUCUGGGAACUGAAGCGAGGAGGACCUUCAUGGCAUCGGAUGUCAAUUUUGACUUUGUUGGCCCCAUAUGCGAUAGCAUUGGAGUUGAACGGCCACAUCUUUUGGAAAUGAGGGAUUUUUCAGAGCGAGCGCAAUCGAUUGAAGUCACAAACGGAUUGAUUCUUGAGUUGAGCAACUUUGUCGCGAGGGAGAAGCUCGCCCCGGUCAUCUUAGUAACUUGGCUCAGAAACUUCAACCGGGAGUUUUGCAAGAAUGGGAAUAUUCAAGCUGCUUAUAAAGUCCUGAAACCCAGGAUAAAAAAGGUGAAGUUUUGCUACCGUAAUUAUGAAACCAGAAGUCACAGGAGGAAUUUAGCGAUGGAGAAUCUGCUUCAAAGUCCAUUUGAACUGGUGUGGAAAAGAAAGCCCAAGGUUUUUCCGAAGAAACGCAUGAAAAGAGAGAGCAAUGGUGAAAGAGUUAGAAUCAAGGAAGAAUAUGAGAGCUUUGAAAUCAUGCCAGGUGAAGGUUCUGGGAUGGACCGAGGGAUCGUGAAGAAAGUGACAGUGAAAGAACGCGUCUCUUUACUAGAAGAAAGUGAAAUGAGUCCGGAAGGAUCCAGCGGCGGAGAGGGAAUCCUAGACGUCCGACGGCCGCUGUCGCUGCUCGACAUCACAAUGCUGUCGGUUCACAGGCUGUCAAAAGUGUUCGGUGGGAAAACCGCAGAAUGCAAACAAGUUUCCUACGAUCUCCUCAAAAAUCACUUUGCUCAGACGUGCAAGGAGCAUCCAGCCAUGGCAGAGUUUGAGAACAAGGUCAAUUCGCUCAGUAAGGAGAUCUCCCUGGUUUCUCCUGUGGACUUUAUACACUACAACGCCAAUUUCCUUGUUGACGUGCACGAUGCAGUGGAGCAGCACAUUUUGAACUUUGAAAAAGAGAUCACUCUCUCAGCGGGAGAGAAUCUAGGCCGUGACAAGCUUCCAAAAUUCAAGGGGUUUGUGAAUCUGAAAGAAAGUGCCACCUCCCGCUACAUCCACAUGGCUUCUGAUAUCCUAAGCCCUCGAAACAGGGAUUGGCAGAGCUCCCAGAGUCACUGGAUCGCCUUCUGUGAGGAGAAGAACAACCCGUCCAGACUCGCAGCGAAUCAGUCAAACAAAUUCAACAACUACUUCGAAGCCGCAGCGGGUCUCGUCCACCAUCACAAGGAGGUUGCUCUCUUCUUCUCUGACGUGCUGUCACUGAACAACGACAAUUUUUCCAACGUCAUUCUGGAGAGCGUGGCCGCUGACGCCAGUGAUUCCAUCAUUCAGUGCCUUGUGUGCGUCCUGGCCAUCAUUUACUGCAAAAUCCUCGGCCCGUACUGGCAGCUUUUGAAAAGUGGAGGUGAGUUCUCGCUCUUUAGCCAGUACAUGCUCCGUCUUUUCCAAAGGUUCCUCGAUUGGUCCAAAGAUCCCUCAACUCUGCUGGAGCCGGAGGAGAUUACAAACGUUUUUCUGCAGUGCCCCUCGCAGGAGAAAACCUUUGAUGGCGUGUUUGAUUACUGUGGCGAGUGGCACACGAAUCGGGACCUGAUCAAAGCUUGCCUGAAGAGGGCGAUAAAGAUUAUUGCGGGCGUCACUGAGGAACACCUGAAGAAUUUCCUGCCGGGAGGAACAUUUUCCCAACUCCCUUCACCAGAUUUAAGCUUGCAACUGGCGAGUUGCAAGUUCUCCGUCCUGAUGGCGAAAUAUCCCAUCACCCAUGUGCACCCUUACAAGAAGAAAAGAUCUGACAAGUCCCCGAAACCCUCCUCACAGAAGAGCUUGCCCCUGGAGAGCUCUCAGGAAGAAGAAGGCCGGCCUGGUUCGCUGGAUAACAGCUCUGAUGAAUCUCCCGGUGGGAAAGCUAUGAAGAAUACACUCUCUGGCCAACAAGAUGAUGGCAGCAGCAGUCAAAGAGCAAUGUCAGUGCGAGUACAAGAAGAGACGGAGGAGAACAUGGACAGUAACUACAUCACGUCCAUAGUGAGGACCAACGGAGGGCCGUGCCUGUCGCAGCAGGACGUGGACAGAAUGAUGCUGCGCUUCGAUGGAAAGACCCGGCUGGAGAAACGAGAAGCGAUGCGCUGCGAGAUACUUUACCAGAAGAUGAUCCUCAACAACACCAGCAAACACUUGAACGGCAUUUUCCGCAACUCCACCCAGAUGGUAUUGAAGCUGAAGCUUGCACUUCCCAGGAUUAAACCUGGGUUCUCUCUGGUUUUGGCUCCUAAAAGGGCAUACCUAAAGUAAGUGGUCGGAGAAGUGAGAGAAGGCAGCAGCGGGGGGGGGGGGG